UUUUGGGGGAGGGCUAAAGCCGUGGGAGGGAGGCCCGGCUUGACAGGUCCUGACAGGGAAGAAGUAGACAGGUCCUGGCAGGGGAGACCUGUGGUGGCGCCAGCUCGUGUUUAAGUGGCUCCAGCGGGAUGGAGUCCCGAGCCACUGAGGCCGGGGCCAGCGAGGCUGAGCGCGCGUCAGGCGAGGGCCCGGCAAGCGGCGGCCGGGCUCCAGGGCCAGCCGACUCGGCGCCCUUAGGAGCCGCCCGGUGGAAGCUCCUGCGGCAGGUUCUGAAGCAAAAACACCUGGACAAUUGUCUACGGCAUGUAUCUGUAAGAAGAUUUGAAUCAUUUAAUCUGUUUUCAGUAGCAGAAGCUGAAAAAAGGGAAGCUGAAGAGGAAGCUGGUGCAUGGGUCCAAUAUACAAGUGUCUUCUACCCUGAAUACAGUAUUUCCUUAAG
Hipposideros armiger (great roundleaf bat) is the source of this 439-nucleotide messenger RNA. RefSeq names its product calmodulin-lysine N-methyltransferase (gene CAMKMT). The annotation marks the transcript as partial. The transcript has 2 exons. NCBI's taxonomy places the organism in Eukaryota, Metazoa, Chordata, Mammalia, Chiroptera, Hipposideridae. The record is from RefSeq and is a predicted model, not a curated record.